Molecule: messenger RNA, 2071 nt
Organism: Striga asiatica
Lineage: Eukaryota; Viridiplantae; Streptophyta; Magnoliopsida; Lamiales; Orobanchaceae
Source: the annotation of a GenBank genome assembly
AAUAACUACAGAUACUUGGACUCUCCACACACCUGUGGCCUAAACUUUUUCCUCCUAACGUUUGCCUUUUCGUUUAAAUUUCAAAUUUUGUGUCUCAAAAGACAGUGAUUAUAUAUGCCCCAAAAAAUUAAAACCGAAGGAUCACGCCAGACAGCAAGAUCAAUGGAGAUUUUAUUUUUUAAAUUUUUUUAGUUCCGUCUGUGUUUUUCUUUUUUCUGCUCUAUUCUUCUGCAUAAGCCCUCUGUAAUGGGGGAAUCAACUUGUCUCUUGCAUGGCUUCUCUUAUGCUUCUGCCAUACCCAAUGAGUCCAAACAGGGGAACGCAAUGCACGCCCUUGGCGAAUCAAUCUCAUUUGGGAGAUUUAUGACAGAGUCUUUAUCAUGGGAAAAAUGGUCAUCAUUUUCUUCUUCGACAUCCUCACACAAGAAGUAUGUGGAGGAGGCCGAGAGAUAUGCCCGGCCGGGCUCAGUGGCCCAGAAAAAGGCCUUCUUUGAGGCCCAUUACAAGAGAAUGGCGGCCCAAAAGGCCGCAGCUCUACUAGAGCAACAAAACGCUGCUGCUGGUGCUGCUAAAACAGAACUUUAUGAGGAUCGCAAUGUACAUGAUCAUCAGCAAAAAGGAGGGAUUUUGGAUUCUCAAUUGGAUUUUGUUGAGAAAAAUGAGGAUGUCAAAGUUGAGGAUGUUAGAGAAGAUAAAGUGGAUUGGAAUAAUCAUAUGGAUGAGGAUAGGGUUUGUAAAGAGGGGGAAAAUGUGAUAAAUGCAGAAAUUGAAGGCUCAGGAGAAAGCCCUGUAGAGAGAAGAAUCUCUGUUUCAGGGUCUGAGAUUAGUGGAACUCCACUGAUGGAGUUGCCUUUGCUAAAGAGCAAUUCAGCUGUGACAGAGGAAGUUCAAUCAGCAGAGAGCAAGAAAAAAUCAAGCCUCGCCAGUUUAAAAUCAUCGAUAAGGCGUAAAACGUGGAAAAUCCCGUCUACACCUGCAAGACCACCAGUUACUACUAAUACUACUCCUCAAUUCAAGAAAGAUAUUUCCCAAAGCACAAGAAAGUCUAAUGUGGACACUACAGACAAAAAAAGAAACUCCACAAAGUCUUUACGCGAACUGAUUAGCUUAGUUCCCGUUAAAGAACCUGAUAAGCAGCCUUCUUUAGCCACCAUCAAAGGUGUUAGUUUGAUCAAAACACCUAAAAUUUGCAGGACGCCAAUUAGAACCCCAGCUGUGGGAACAUCAAAGGCUGUGACAAAAGAUUCUGCAUAUACUCCUUUAACAGAGAGAAGAAGGAUGAAAACACCGAUUGACUCGUCUGCUGCCUGUGGAAGCAAAACAAUGGGUCCCAAAUGGCACAUUUUGUCUGCUCUUUCUAAGUCGGUGACUGCCUGUCGCAACAAACUACAAUCACCGAGCUUAUCAACCCCUUUUACUCUCAGAACAGAAGAACGAGCUACGAAAAGAAAACAGAAGCUUGAAGAAAAGUUCAAUGCCAAUGCAGUGCAAAAGAAGGUUGAGCAACAAAACAAAUUGAAGGAUAAAGCCGGAAGCGAACUUCGGAAGCUAAGUUGUACUUUCUGCUUCAAAGCUCGACCCUUGCCCAGCUUUUACAAGGAAAGGGAAAUCUCGGUCAGUCAGACAAGGAAGACUCAGACAGCAGUACUAGGAAGAAGCAUUUCGAACAAGAAGAAGAAUCAAGGCACUAUCUCAAUGCCUCCUCCUCCUCCGCCUCCAAAAUAUACAGUCAAAAAUGGAUUUUCAAAGAAACUCUCCAAAAACAAAGUUGCUGCAAAUGGACACAAAUGUCCCAAUCCUUCAUUAACCAUUGCACGCGAGAACAAGUCCCCAAAUAUUGUACAUUGAAGCAGACACUUGUAUUUUUUCGCAGGAAAAUGAAGCUCAGUUUGAAUAUUGAUCAUUGGAGGUGUGUUAAUAUUGAGUGUUAAUGUAUCCAUAAUAUGCCCUUGCUUGCAGUAGUUGAAGGAGUUUGUAACAUGAUUCUAUGGAAACAAAUGUUUGGAGACAAAAAUAGAUACAUACCCUGCCUCAAUUGCAAUUGCUGGACAAUUUUUGCCCCUAAAACUAG